Molecule: messenger RNA, 2183 nt
Organism: Cheilinus undulatus (humphead wrasse)
Lineage: Eukaryota; Metazoa; Chordata; Actinopteri; Labriformes; Labridae
Product: C-type lectin domain family 10 member A-like
Exons: 7
Coding region: 153-1538 (461 amino acids)
Molecular function (GO): signaling receptor activity
Source: RefSeq, a predicted model, not a curated record
GUUAGAGCAAAAGAACACUGCUUCUGUGGGAUAAAGUCGCAGGAAGCCAAUUGUGAAGUAAAGCCUGUUUCUUAAACUCCUGAGAACACAAAUCCUUGUAUGUAAUUGACUGGUUUCAUCUCUACUUGAGGAGGUAAGAACUCAAUUGAAAAAUGUCUGUCAAGUAUCAUGCUGGUACAAUGACAACCUUGGACUGUGACAACAGCAAAAUUGACUACAAGCAACCCUUUAAAGAUGGCAGCAAGCUUCAGUAUUCAGUUCAAGCACUGGGAAACAACCCUUUCCGAGUUGCAACACUUUUCCUCUGCUUGCUGUGUGCUCUCCUUUUGGCUGGGGUUAUAGGUCAGAGCGUUCACUCUGGGAAAGUAGAGCGAGACCAUCAGAACAAAGUAACAGCCAUGAGCAAGGACAACAAGGAUCUACAGGAGAGUGUAAGGACAGAGCGAAAACAGAGAGGGGAACUGCAGACAAAUCGUGAUCGCUUGGAAGAAAGGAGCACUUACUUAACUAGAAGAACAAGCUACCAGCAGACCAAUAAUGAUAUACUGACUAAAGAAAAAAAUGAACUUACACUAAGUCUCAGUCAGUUACAGGACAGUCAUGCUGCUUUGAGCAAUGAGGUGACAGAGCUCAAAGUUAAUUUAGCCCAGCUGCAGUCUUUUCACAGUGCCGGAACUGUAGACAAAGCCCUGUUACAGAAACAAUAUGAUGCUGUGCUGAAACGCAAAAACGAGUUACAUGCCAGUCAUGAACUGGCCACUAAGGACAGAGACAGGCUUCAGAUUCAAUUUCGUAAUGUGAGCAGAUCAAAAGAUGAGCUGCAAACAAGUUACAUAAAACUUGUUAAGGAAGCAGAACAUUUGGAAGAAAGAUACAACUUAUCUUCCUUCGAAAAAGACAAGUUGGAGGGCAGUCACAGUAAUCUGGUGGAUGAGGUGAUACGUAUAAUAGAUGCCAAUUACAUUCUCAAAAAACAAGAACAGACCUUGUCUCAAAAAUUUGAUACAGCCAGGUCAAAUUUCAGUGAGGAAGACUGCAAUAAUCACACUGUAGAAAGAGAAAGACUGCAGACCACCUACGAAGACCUGAGGGAUGAAAGAGAUCAACUGCAAGCAGAAGUUGAAAGACUGAAGGCAACCAUGAAUGAUAAGAGAUGUUUGACCGGCUGGAGGAAGUUUGAGCACAGCUGCUACUUCCCCUCUUCUGUCAAGAAAAACUGGGCUAAGGCGAGAGAAUACUGCCAAACCAGGGGAGCAGAGCUGGCAAUCAUAACAAGCACAGAGGAAAUGACUUUUAUCAAUAGUCUGUAUUCAAGUGACCAGGAAGUUUGGAUUGGGCUGACGGAUGAAGGACAAGAGGACCAGUGGAAAUGGGUGGAUGGGACGUCAAUGACCUUAGCGUUCUGGGGUAAAGGCCAGCCUAACAGCCACAAUGGGAAGAACCAGGAUUGUGUUGAAGUCUGGCAUCGUACGACAGGAACUGGUGACUGGAAUGAUGAAAGCUGUACCAUAGCACAAAAAUUUAUCUGUGAAAUUUGAUUCUGAUGUACUGAGGGGUGUAAGGGUUUGGUCUUGUUCGCCUGUGUCUGGUUCUCAUGAGUAUCCUGUCAUGUGAGCUGUGCAUUUAAUUGUUUAUGGCCUUUUACGACUUUAUAUGUAGAGAUUUACACGGAAUGAUAAACAGCGCUGUGAACAGCUUAAGGCUGAAGACAGUAGCUGGUGUUGAGUAAGUUAAAUUAAGCACAAGGCCUUUUUUUGGGAUACGCUAGGUAAAAAGAAGCAGCUUGUUAAGGUGGUUUUGAGAGUCCCUUUGAAAAUGGUUCUGUUUAUUAAAUCAUCAUGUUGUAUAAAACUAAUUAAGAAUUACAAUGAAUUUGUGGUUUACCCACACUUACAAUUUUAACUAAUUCACUUUUAAGUAAUUGAAUUGCUCAUUAAUGCAUGCAUCUUUUAGGGGGACUUUUGAGUAUCUGGUGGACAACUUGGUUUUGGUUUGCUUGCUCUGAGCUGCUGUAAAAUAUCUGCUAAAGCCUGAAAACAAGAAAAUGCAUUUUUUUUUUCAGCAUAUGUUCAUGUGGGAUCAAUAAGGCACAUGGGAGGCUUUGCAGAGUGUAACUGUUACCCUAGUAUACUGUAUUAUCCAUGACCCAGUUUGUUUUAAUAAACAUCUUAUUUGUGAUUUAA